This is a messenger RNA of Exophiala spinifera, 987 nucleotides long. Its product is annotated as cyclin-dependent kinase 1. Gene Ontology annotation, molecular function: ATP binding; cyclin-dependent protein serine/threonine kinase activity; cyclin binding. Gene Ontology annotation, biological process: G1/S transition of mitotic cell cycle; regulation of gene expression; protein phosphorylation. The transcript is spliced from 4 exons. The record is from RefSeq and is a predicted model, not a curated record. Gene Ontology annotation, cellular component: nucleus; cytoplasm; cyclin-dependent protein kinase holoenzyme complex. The coding region runs from base 1 to 987 and encodes 328 amino acids. NCBI's taxonomy places the organism in Eukaryota, Fungi, Ascomycota, Eurotiomycetes, Chaetothyriales, Herpotrichiellaceae.
AUGGAAAAUUACCAGAAGAUAGAGAAGAUUGGUGAAGGAACCUACGGCGUCGUCUACAAAGCCCGAGACCUGUCCAAUGGCGGCCGCAUCGUCGCUCUCAAAAAGAUCCGGUUGGAAGCAGAGGACGAGGGUGUGCCUAGCACGGCCAUUCGUGAAAUCUCCCUGCUCAAAGAAAUGAACGACCCCAACAUUGUGCGACUUUUCAACAUUGUCCAUGCCGACGGCCACAAACUCUACCUCGUCUUCGAAUUCCUCGACUGCGAUCUCAAGAAAUACAUGGAGGCUCUGCCAGUGUCAGACGGUGGUCGGGGCAAAGCCCUUCCAGAGGGGUCGACAAUGGACAUGCAGAGAUUGGGACUGGGGAAAGACAUGGUCAAGAAAUUCAUGGCGCAGCUCGUCGAGGGAGUCCGAUACUGUCAUAGUCACCGUAUCUUGCACCGUGAUCUCAAGCCCCAAAACUUGUUGAUUGAUCGUGAGGGCAAUCUCAAGCUGGCUGAUUUUGGCCUGGCUCGUGCUUUUGGUGUCCCCCUGAGAACGUACACUCAUGAGGUCGUGACGCUUUGGUAUCGUGCUCCCGAAAUCCUCUUGGGCGGUCGCCAGUAUUCCACUGGUGUCGAUAUGUGGUCUGUGGGCGCCAUCUUCGCUGAGAUGUGCACCCGAAAGCCACUAUUCCCAGGGGACUCUGAAAUCGACGAGAUUUUCAAGAUUUUCAAGCUGCUAGGAACACCCGACGAGAAUACAUGGCCAGGCAUCACGUCGUUCCCAGACUUUAAGACGUCUUUUCCUAAAUGGCGAAGGGAACCUACCAGCAAAUUCGUGCCGAAUCUCGAACCCGCAGGUCUCGAGCUUCUCGACGCCAUGCUUGAAUACGAUCCCGCCCACCGAAUUUCCGCCAAAGCAGCUUGCAACCAUCCGUACUUCGCCGCUGGAUCUGCAGCCUACUCUCAGCGCACCAACGGUGUCUCUCGACUGAACGGCUUCCACUAA